This is a messenger RNA of Pipistrellus nathusii (Nathusius's pipistrelle), 1014 nucleotides long. Lineage: Eukaryota; Metazoa; Chordata; Mammalia; Chiroptera; Vespertilionidae. The record is from the annotation of a GenBank genome assembly.
AUGCUAGGGAGGAAACUCAGGAUGGGGACCAUCUGUUCCCCCAUCCCCAGCGCGACCAAGACAUCAUCAUCGGACGUCUGCAAUGCCGACUGGAUGGCCUCACUGCCCCCUCACCUCCACGACGUACCCCUGUCCAAUCUGGCAAUCCCAGGCUCCCAUGAUUCAUUCAGCUACUGGGUCGACGAGAAAUCCCCAGUGGGGCCUGACCAAACCCCAGCUAUCAUGCGCCUUGCCAGGAUAUCCUUAGUGAAGAAGCUAAUGAAGAAAUGGUCUGUGACUCAGAACCUGACCUUCCGAGAGCAGCUCGAUGCUGGAAUCCGCUACUUUGACCUGCGUGUGUCCUCCAAGCCAGGGGAUGCCGACCAGGAGAUCUACUUCAUCCACGGACUUUUUGGCAUUAAGGUCUGGGAUGGGCUGAUGGAGAUUGACUCGUUUCUUACACAGCACCCCCGAGAGAUUGUCUUCCUGGAUUUCAACCACUUCUAUGCCAUGGAUGAGGCCCAUCACAAACAUCUGGUUCACCGGAUACAGGAGGCCUUUGGAAACAAGCUGUGCUUGGCCUGCAAUGUGGAGAGUCUGACCCUUCAGAUCCUGUGGGAGAAGAGGUACCAGGUUCUAAUUUUCUAUCACUGCCCCUUCUACAAGCAAUACCCCUUCUUGUGGCCUGGAAAGAAGAUCCCAGCGCCCUGGGCAAAUACCACCAGUGUGCGCAAGCUGAUCCUCUUCUUGGAGACCACUCUGAGUGAGCGUGCCCCACGUGGCGCCUUCCACGUCUCUCAAGCGAUUCUCACCCCCAGAGCAAAGACCAUCGCCCGGGGCCUGGUCGGUGGCCUCAAGAACACACUGGUUCACAGGAACCUUCCUGUCAUCCUGGACUGGGUAAAAACUAAGAAGCCUGGAACCAUGGGUGUCAACAUCAUCACGUCUGACUUCGUGGACCUGGUGGACUUUGCCACAACUGUCAUUGAAUUGAAUGACCUCCUACAGGAGGAUAGAGCUUUGGCCAAAUGCUGA